Molecule: messenger RNA, 2856 nt
Organism: Papilio polytes (common Mormon)
Lineage: Eukaryota; Metazoa; Arthropoda; Insecta; Lepidoptera; Papilionidae
Product: RNA polymerase II degradation factor 1-like
Exons: 2
Coding region: 256-2829 (857 amino acids)
Source: RefSeq, a predicted model, not a curated record
AAGAAAAUCCAUAAUGACAGACGAGUCAAUUAAAUCAAUAGACAUCUCUACCAAAACACCCAUAAUUAACAAUCCAGAAAAUGACACAUAAAUAAAAUAGAAACAUGGCCAUGAAUAAUACAGAUUACAGACCAAUAUCAAAUUAAGGUAAGUUAUAGGAGAAUCGUGUAGAUAAAGUCGCACAGAGUCAAAAAGGGGUCUUGUCAACUCUUACGUGGAAUAUAGCGGCCUAAACAUAUCAUCCGGCUCGAGGAGAUGCCUCAACAAAAACACAGGCGACGAUGGCGCAGGAAGGGUAUGUGCUGCAUGCCGGCGCCGCGGCCCUGCAUCGACAGCAUGCCGCGACGCUGCAUGCCACACUGCGCCGUCUGCCCUCCCUGCCCGUCCGCCCAGCACAUCACCGCCUCCAGCUCCAGCCACUCCGACUGUUCCUGCGCGGAGGAGAAGUUCUGCACCGUAGAGAGCUGCAAGAACGCGCCCCAAUGCAUUACUGCAAAGUUACGGUAUUGCCCGUACGGCUUCAAAGAUAAAUCCGGUACCGAUUUGAGAUCUGAUCAAGUCCGCAGUAAAGAGAUGCUCGAAUAUCGUCCCUCUCAAGAGAGAGAAAUGAGAGCGCAAUACCCGCAAGCAGUAUCCACACCCUAUAUGGCACCGCAAGCCCAACUGGCUCCGGAAUUCUCACCAAGCGGGUAUCCAUCUGUUCCCACAAUAUCUUCAAUACAUAGUAGAGCUCCGGAUCAAUUCGAUCAAUCCAUGCCGCAAUACGCGCAGCCUCUUCCCGCGGAUGUUGCGCAGGUGCCAAUGAUGCAACAAGAUUUCGGACCUCCCGAAUUUCAAGCCCCAAUGCAAGGGAGAAUGUCUCCAAUAUCUCCUGAUUAUCAGGCACCCAUGCAAGGAAGGAUGAUGCCAAAGUUUUCUGAACCCCAGCCGCAAAUGCAAGGAAGGAUGAUGCCAAUGUCUUCCGAACCCCAGCCUCAAAUGCAAGGGAGGAUGAUGCCAAUAUCUUCUGAAUCCCAGCCUCAAAUGCAAGGGAGGAUGAUGCCAAUGACUUCCGAAUCCCAGCCUCAAAUGCAAGGGAGGAUGAUACCAAUGUCUUCCGAAGCCUAUCCUCAAAUGCAGGGAAGAAUGAUGCCAAUAUCGCCGGAAUCUCAAGCACAAAUGCCAGAAAGAAUGAUGUCAAUAUCUCCCGAAUAUCAGCCCCCGAUGCAAGGAAGAAUGAUGCCAGUAUCUCCCGAACCCCAGGCUCUAAUGCAACAGAGAAUGCUACCUAGAUCCGAAACGAUGCCCUCACCUGUAUCUGUUACAAGUGGACCGAGUAUUCAAAUCAGAAAAAUGCCAGAUCAGUAUCAACCGUACUAUAGCCAACAGCAGGACACGAUGCCGAGUUACGACUACCCCGCUCCGAGACGACCCAUCCCUGUCUCGCAGGAAGAGGGCUACGUUAACAUUCCGAGAGCCGAAAAACAAGUAGGUGGGUAUUCUCCUGCGCAAUACAGCUUAGGACCCGCUCCUGAAGAUUCAAUGUAUUCUAGCGGUCUGCCGCCGCCUCGAAUAGAUUAUGGCCAAAAGUAUUCUUUGUCCGCAGUAUCCUCGGCGGACAGGAUGAAACCACGACCUAUUAUCUUACAUGAUGAACCCAGAAGAAUGCCACAAUAUACUUCAGAAUAUGUUCCCUCCGAUAGGCCCUCCGCACUAUCGCCGCGGGGAAAACAUGGUUUAAUUCAAGACACUAGAGUGCAACAACCUAUUUCGGAUAGUUCUUACGUCAGAUACGUUUCAGAAUCAUCGCCAGCGCUGUCGGACAGAAUACCGGGUUCACAACCCGUGUCCACAGAGGGACUCGCGAGGUCGGUUUAUCGUCCUCCAUACCAGGCGGAUACUAGUAUGGGGGUACCGUACCAGGCUGAUACAAUUAAGGGUGUUCCAUACCAAGCUGAUAUCAGUAUGGGAGUUCCGUACCAGUCCGACGCUCGUGUGGGGGCUCCAUAUCAGUCCGAUGCUCGUGUGGGAGCGCCAAACCAGUCCGAUGCUCGUGCGGGGACUCCAUACCAGUCCGAUGCUCGUGCAGGGACUCCAUACCAGUCCGAUGCUCGUGUGGGAGCUCCAUACCAGUCCGAUGCCCGUGUGGGCGUCCCAUACCAACCCGAAGCUCGUCCAGGAGCUCCAUACCAAUCCGGUAUUCGUGCAGGAGCUCCAUAUCAGGCGGAUACACGCACGGGGUAUCAACCAAGUAUUGUCGCGGAGCCUACACCAAAAAAAUCUGUACAUCACGCAUUACCCGACGCAACUUACGAUACACAGAUGCCUAUGUCACCGUCAGCGCCAGAAAGAGACGACACACGCUCUGUUGCGUUGGACAGAUCUAGAAGAGGCUAUCAACCAACGCCCAGUGGGUAUGAGACAAUGAUGGAAUCACCCCCGUCAACGGGUCAAUCCUUCUCUUCGCGAUACCCCAUUGGCAGACCGCUGGCCGAAAGUACAUCCAUAGGGAGCAGCAGAAACAUUCCUAUGGACUACGGCGCAGGAUCGCCGAUGUCCCCAACGUCCUCGGUUCGGACUAGCGAGCAGCGGCCGUCGGCGACAGACGGCCUGCACAAAAUCUCCUACCGCAGUCCGUCGACUGGAUACAACAGGUUCUGUAAGGAACCUCCGCAGCCGGAGUAUGUCGAUAAAUCUAUCGGCUUCGAAUAUCCACUUCCACAAACUGAAUUAGGUGCCACGGACGAGACGCCUCCAAAGUGCUCGUGUCGCUACCCUCCAGCGUUCAAACACCUGGAGUGCGCUGGCCUCAUGACCGGCACCUGCGAGUGCAAUGAAAAUGAUUUGUAAGCAUACGAAAUAAAAUUUAAAUUGUAA